Ruditapes philippinarum (Manila clam) is the source of this 1693-nucleotide messenger RNA. Its product is annotated as nucleoside diphosphate-linked moiety X motif 6-like. NCBI's taxonomy places the organism in Eukaryota, Metazoa, Mollusca, Bivalvia, Venerida, Veneridae. The record is from RefSeq and is a predicted model, not a curated record. The transcript has 7 exons. The coding region runs from base 124 to 723 and encodes 199 amino acids. Gene Ontology annotation, molecular function: ADP-ribose diphosphatase activity; NAD binding; NADH pyrophosphatase activity.
AUUUUAUGUCGCUUGAUAAACCAUUUUGAUCCGGAGAGUAACGAAUAGUUUCGUAAGAGGAGAAGACGACGUUGUGUGAAUCAUUGACUGACCAAGAAAGAGAGAAUAAAUGAAAGAUAUAAAAUGGGUGUUCUUGUGAGAAUAUGUCAGAAAUUAUCCAGGAAAUUUGCUCAGACCAUUCCAGCAUGUACUUAUAGAAAACUUUCAACUUUUCAUGGGAGUAUAGACAGAUACAAUGGUGUAACAAUUAAAGUAAAGGAUAAUAUUUCACCAUCAAUGAGUGUGGAAGAUUUUCAAAAUUUACUGAAAGAAUCACUAACCAAGUGGAGGUUGGAGGAAAGAACUGCUAUAUGGUUGGAGAUGCCAAUAGAAUAUAGUAGAUAUGUAGAGGCUGCUGCUGCUGAAGGGUUUGAGUUUCACCAUGCUGAACAUAGUCAAUGCUUGCUUAAACUUUGGUUAAGAGAUGGAAUAGAUGCCUCACCAAGAUUUGCGACACAUCAACUUGGAGUUUGUGGAGUUGUUAUUAAUGAAGAGACAAGGGAAGUUCUAGUCAUGCAGGAGAAAAAAAGCCAAUUCAAUAAAUUUUGGAAAUUUCCUGGUGGAUUGGCAGAUCUAGGGGAGAAUAUAGGAGAUGCUGCAGUUAGGGAAACGUUUGAAGAAACCGGUAUUAAAUCAGAAAGAAUAUAUGAGAAUAGAAUGAUUGAAAAAGUGUACAUCUGCUAAAUCUAUUUGACUGAAUGGACGGGUCUCUAGGAGGAUAAGGAUAGGUAUGGGCUUUGCUUGUUUUUAAUGUAGAUGGGCUUUUAUUAGGGUAAACACUGUAAUCGAAACUCAGACGUAGGUAUAUCAAUACAAUACCCACAACGAACAGUUUAUUUCAGAAUUGAAAAGAGAUAGACUGAUAAAAGGUGACCUCUUGUCAAAGCUGUCUUUAUUUCGUCCCAAACAAGAGCCUGGGAAACCGGUGCGAAUGUAAUAAUUACACUUUGUUAACCUUACUCAAACAAUACUGACUACUUACUGAUGCAUUGUUGGUAAUUGUUUCUUUAUCAUAUAUCAGUCACACUGUAAUCUUAGACCUCUGUGUCGCUGAAAGCAAAAUCAUGUCAAAGGCCAAUAAUGCGAUUUUGAAGAUACUGUUUAUAAAGUCGUUUUUAAAAUUGACAACCUUUCUUACAUAUUUAUUUCUGCUGUUUUUAAACUGUGACAUAAUUCAAGGUCUUCGUCUUUUAGUUUUUAUUAUAUCUAUUACCUGACACAUGAAAGUGUUUAAUAUCAAGUAAUUUCAUGAAAACGAUAUGCAAAACAAGAUUUUUGUCCGAUUGAAGCUUUGCGAGAUUUACUAUUUACGAUAGUUGUACUUCAUGAGGUAUUUUUGAACAUCAUAAGGAUUCACACAAAUAAAUCAUUAACAUUGUGUACAACAGAUAUUUGUAAUUCUAAAUGUGAAGUAAAAAAACCAGGUUGAACUAUAUGAAUAGAUUAGAAAGAAAUACAUAUAUACUCGUUUUUAAUUUCAACCGCAAGAUCAGCCCUAUACGAUGUCUAACAUCUGGUAAAAGGCAUUGCUUUUUUAGUUUAUUAAAGUUCAAUUUCAUCGUAUUCACGCAUCAUUCUAAAUAGCAGCUCUCAAAAGUAGGCCAAACUUUGCACUAACGUGUACACACAAUGUGUGUGUUUCUGUAUGGUAAAA